AUGAGGGCUCCGCCCUUUACUGAUGACAUCAAUGGGGAGAUGGUUCCCCCGAAUUUCAAGCUCCCAAACUUGCACACAUAUGACGGCCGAGGUGACCCCGAGGAUCACCUCCGCGCCUUCAUCUCCUCAUUCCGCCUCUACUGCGUCCCUGACGCCGUGAUUUGUCGGGCUUUCCCCAUCUUCUUACAUGGGACUGCCCGAAAGUGGUUCUGGAGUUUAGAACCGGGGAGCAUUUCCUCCCUGGAUGAACUGAUAGACCGGUUCAUCCACCGCUUUGUGUCGUCUCGACCAAUAACAAAGACUUCAGCUUACCUCUUGAACCUGCAACAGGGUCAGGGCGAGUCUCUUCGCUCGUAUGCCCAAAGGUUCAACGAGGAGAAUGUACAGAUCCCUGAUCAGAACGAGCAGGUAACUAUUGCUGCAUUCACCAACGGGUUGGUGGCAGGGAUCUUCAACACCAAAAUCCAUCGGGAGUACCCCCAUACACUUCGGAAACUUUGGGAAAGAGUGGACCAGGGAAUCCGAAGUGAGGAUGUAAACCGCAUGAAGCGAGAAGUCCAAGCAUCUCGUACGGGGCAAGAUCCUCGGAGGAGAAAAGACACCGGUCGAGGUGAACCAGGCCAGAGUGGCACUUCAAACCAGUUCCGAGACCGCCGGAGUGUCUUCGACCGGAUUGUGAAGGGAAGAUCGUCCAUCUCGGACGCCGAGCUGACGCCGCUAAAUUCCAGCCGAUCCCAUGUUUUGGCUGUGAUGAGACAGAACCACCUCGGCCGAACCCCUCCUGAGAUCCCGGGAAGAAGGGAUAAGAGGAAUUCCAACCUCUACUGUGCCUACCACAGAGAUGUGGGGCACGAGACUGAAAACUGUAACGACUUAAAGCGAGAAAUUGAAAACCUGAUCCGACAAGGAUACCUGAAGCAAUUCGUCCGCAAGGAUGGGGGUUUCAACCGAAGUGCCUCCCACCGGGAGAGCCGAGAUCCCCGCCAAGAGGACAGGCGGGAUACGAAGCUUCAUUGCCGAGGUCCCGAGGAACCUAAGGGGGAACAGAGGCCUCCACGCGACAGAUCACCAGGCUACGGCCCAAACAUCGCCGGGGUGAUCAACACCAUCUCGGGUGGCCCCACGGGAGGAGACAGUCAGAACUCCCGGAAACGGACAUACCGCCAGGCCGGCAUGGAAGCUGCCGAGCCGAACUCCCGGUUAUCCGAAGUGAUCACCUACGGUCCCAGCGACCCCGUCCCCGCCGCCUCCAGCAAUCACGAGUCCCUCGUGAUUGAAGUCCUCACUAACAACUACAUAGUCAAGAAGGUCUAUGUGGACCCCGGAAGCUCGGUAGAUGUCCUGUACUACCGAACUUUCGAGAGUUUGAAACUGACCGGGAGCAACUCACUCCGGUCAGAACUCCUCUUGUCGGCUUCGGGGGACACGUCGUCCACCCGGAGGGGAUGGUGA
Messenger RNA from Coffea arabica (coffee), 1452 nucleotides. RefSeq lists its product as uncharacterized. The record is from RefSeq and is a predicted model, not a curated record. NCBI's taxonomy places the organism in Eukaryota, Viridiplantae, Streptophyta, Magnoliopsida, Gentianales, Rubiaceae.